UUAGUGGAAGUUGCAUGGUUGAGUCAGUGGAGAGUUGUGUUUUAAACUGUACAACACUAUUAGUUAACAGUAAUUUAGUAGGUUAAUCAGUACAACUGAUUCUGUUAAUUUAGGGUCUAGUAUUAAGAGUUUAAAUAUUAAUUUCAGUUCACUGUGAAGCUUUAUUGCUGUAAGCUGACUUCUCAGAUCCCUCCUUGAAAUGAAAGCGGGCGUGCUCCACUGUCGAUGUGCCAAAUGUUUCUCUCUGCCUGUCCGGAAGCGGGUGCGAAAGCGUGCAUCUGCCGUCACGCUGCUGUCUCUUCCUGAAGAGCUGCUCCUGUGUGUUCUCCAAUGCCUUUCCGCUGAGGAUCUCCUCGCCGUCAGAGCUGUUCAUUCUCAUCUUCGAGACAUUAUUGAUAGUAACUCAAGCGUCUGGGCACGAGUGAGUUUCAAAGACCGCUGGCCGGCCCCUGAUACCGUUUGGUUGUUUGAGAGAGCUGCAGAGAAAGGGAACUUCGAAGCUGCUGUGAAACUAGGGAUUGCGUAUUUGUACAAUGAAGGACCUUCGCUCAGUGAGGAGGGACGUGCCGAUCUGUGCGGCCGCAUGGCAUCGCGGUUCUUCAGUCUGGCCGAGAGCCUCAGGUCCCCGCUCUCCGACCCGUUCAUCUGGCUCUUCAUCCGGCCGCCGUGGUCCAUGUCUGGCGGCUGCUGUAAGGCUGUGGUGUACGACCGACUCGAAGCUGAGUGCGAGACCAACCUGGGCCGGAGAGGGACGUUACUGUAUUGUCUGGCUAGAGUCCUUCAGCUGUUUGACGAUGAGGAGAAGCGUGACGAGGCUACGGCGAUGCUGAAGGAGUCGGCGCGUUGCGGGAGCGUGCAGAGCUCGUAUCUGCUGUGGGAAAUGAACCGCGGGACGUCGACGGCUGACCCUGGCAGGCAUCUGCAGUGUAUGCGCACGCUCCGGGACUACGCUGCCAAAGGAUGUUGGGAAGCUCAGCUGGCAUUUGCGAAGUCAUGUGGCGCCGCAAACCCUCUGGGUCUGGAGCCGCGGGCCUGCGCUGAACUUGUGGCCCAGUUCUUCCACUCCGGACCUUCACCCCUGAAAUACCCACAAAACCUGCAGGGACAGGACAUCACCACUAAGAGGUAUAUUCUAGUGGACUGGCUGGUGGAGGUGACCACCAUGAAAGACUUCUCCAGCCAGGUGCUGCACGUGACCAUCGGCUGUGUGGACCGCUAUCUGAGCCUGCGCUCAGUGCCCAAGGCCCAGCUGCAGCUGCUGGGCAUCGCCUGCAUGGUGAUCAGCACACGAUACAUCAGCAAAGAGAUCCUGACCAUCCGCGAGGCCGUGUGGCUCACAGACAACACCUAUCAGUACGAGGACCUGGUGCGCAUGAUGGGGGAGGUCAUCUCUGUACUGGACGGGAAGAUACGGACCCCCACAGUGCUGGAUUAUGGGAAGGUGCUGCAGUCUCUGCUGCCUGUGGAGCGGCGCAGCUCUCACCUCUUCAGCUACAUCUGUGAACUCUCUCUGCUCUGCUCGCCCCUCACCGUCCCGGGACCGGCCCGACUCGCCAGCGCCAUCCUGCUGCUCACCCGAGCGCUGCACAACUACGUUCCCGUGUGGCCUGUCCAGCUGGAGGAAAACACCGGCUUCUCCAAGCACGACCUGGUCUCCUGUGCUUUACUGCUCUACGUCAAGUGUUUCGGUCAGGAUGUGCCCAAAGACUACAGACACGUGUCUCUGACCGGAGUCAAGCAGAGGUUUGAGGACGACGCGUAUCAUCAGAUUAGCAGAGACGCGGUGAUGGGCUUUAAGGAGCUCUGUCAGGUGCUGGAGGUCCCAGAGGUUGAGCCGCAGAUGGAGGCGCCCAGCGCUAGCAGUCAGCUAACAGAGAUGCACACUUUCCUGUCCUCUCCCACCAGCAACAGCAAGAGGAGGCGUGAGGACAGCAUGCAGGAGCACCGGGGCAGCUUCCUGGCCACGCCCACAGCUGAGCUGUCCACUCAGGAGGAGAUGCUACUGGGAGACAUCCUGGACUGGAGCCUGGACACUUCCUGCUCCGGCUACGAGGGCGACCAGGAGAGCGAGGGAGAGAAGGACGGAGAAAUAUCGGCUAUGGAGGUGCAGAUGGAGCCGGUGGUCGAGUGCGCUGACAGAAAGAUGCAUUGUUGCGCACUCUCCAGCGAUGACGACAGCCUUUGUGAAAAGCCCACCGAGGAGGCGGCAACGGGCGGGAGCGGCAGACCCUGGACACGCCACCUAUCCUCCUCUUCUUCCUCGAGCACCUUUUGCACAGACCGCCGCAGCUCGGGCUACUCGUCCAUCCAAAGUGUUCCCAGUCCGUCCAUCUCUUCCUCUCUGGUCUCUCCCCAAAAUCCUGCCGGUUUCUGUCUCCUCCUGCCGCCCGCGCAAAGGACCCGCCGACAGGUGAAGAGGAAAAACACAGCGGCGCACAGCGGAGGAGAGGCGGAGCACGAUGAGGACUCAGCCAACGUGGCCUUUCUUAGCCUCUGAUUAAUUGACAGGAAGCUGUCAUCCCUUAACGCAUCACUUCCUGGCCGCCCGCCAGGAGCACUUUGGUUCACGGGUGCUGAUGGUCUUUAUCUCAGAGCAGCGAGAGUGAGAUAAAGCGGCUGAAAUGUCCAUUUCUGAGCUUUAAAUACGAUUAGAAGAACAAAUGUCAUGUUUUUUCCUUUCCAUAAUCCAUUUGACUUCAGCUCCCGAUGGUGCGAGUGCCUUCGCCCGACUGUUGCUGUUGACAAGCAACGGGAUAAAUGCCUCAAGUGUGUUAAAAUCACUGGAACUGUCACUGUUUUUGAAGUCUUGUGUACGUUGUUACAUCUUCGUAUUUGAAAAAGCGGACUGUUUACAUAAAAGGACUUAAAGUUUAUCAAAUAUGUUUUUUUACGAAGUUACAUACAUGCAGCUAUGGAGAAAACCCACUCAGUCCAUGAAGUUUCAUGCUAACAAAUGCGCUGUCUGAACAAAACUGAUUUGUUUACGUGGAUGUUUCUCGUCGCGUAUUUUGAUUAUUUAUCUGGAACUGUACUGAACGACUCCAGUGUUUUUAUAUUUGCGCAUUGCUUUGCGUUCGCAACAAAUCUUCUGCCAAAGUUCUCACAUUAACGACAUUCAUACUGUUUUUCUGCUUGAUACCACUGAUGUUUUGACCUGUGAAACUUAUGGAAGCUUGUUUCCGACACUGAGUGAAAAAAAAUGCAACUAUUUCUCACAAUUUGGACUUUUUUCACACAUUUGUGAGUUCUCGCAGUUCUGACUUUUUCUCAGAAUUGAAUGAUUUAAACAUUGAGAUGUAAACUUGCAAUUUUAAGAAAAUCAGAAUUUAGCUAAAUUGUUUUUCUCAGAGUUGUACUUUAUAACUCACAAUUGUGAGUUUAUAUUAAGAACAAUUGUAAGUUUUCUAAUCUAAAUCAGAACCACAUGAUGAAAACUCGCAAUUGUGAGAAAAAGUCUGAAUUGUGAGAAAAAUUUGCAAUUGCAAGGGGAAAAAACUUCAAUUGCGAGUUUAUUUCUCUCAAUUCUGAGAAAAGAAGUUAGAAUAGCACAAUGUAAACUCCAUUGCAAAUUCUGAAUUACGAGAUGUAAACUCGCAAUUGUAAUCAAAUCUGAAUUGUGAAAUAUAAAUUCUAUCUCUCAAUUCUGACUUUUUUUUUUUCCAAGAAAAGAAGUCGGAAUAGCAUGAUCAGAGUAGCAUGAUGUAACCUCACAAUUGCGUGGAAAAAAAGGUCAAAAUUGCUAUAAACUUGCAAUUGUCCAAAUUGUGAGGUACAAAUUUGCAAUUACGAGGGGAAAAAAGUCAGAAUUCCAAGUUUAUAUCUCACAGCUUUAUAAGUCGCAAUUGUGUACUUGCAUCUCACAAUUCUGAGAAAAAAAGAAUAGUCAGAAUGGUGGGAUAAAAAGUUGCAAUUGCCCUUUUUUAUUUUAUUUAAUUUUUUUAUCCUGUUGGAAAUGAGCUUCCAUAGAAACCUGUAAACGUACAGUAAAUCUGUAUGAAUUUCUCAUACUUUUACGACAGAUCCAAUGCAACAGCCGAUGAAUGUGAUCGUUUGACAUGCUUUUUCGUAAUGACCUCGCGAGAUUCUGAGCACUUUUUAUGACCCAAUGCUGAAAAGCGAAAUGAUGCUUUGUAAUGAGUCUCGAUGUUUUAUCUUUAUAUAUGCUUGAACAAUCAACUGUACGUAUAUAUAUUUGUGAGUGUUCGACCGUGUUCAUCUGUUUGAGGUUAUGACACUAAAAGCAUUAAGUUAUUAUUUUUGUGCAGGUCUUGUUGGUACUGUAUGUUGAACAUCACUAAGGAUUGCAACUGUAAAUAAUUAGUUCUUGUGUAUAAGUGUAAAUAUAUAAAUGUAUGAAGCUGUGAAAGGCCAUGUGAACAUGAAAACAGACGCGUUUGUUAUAUUCUGAAAACCACAAUAAAACAAUGCAGUAGUUACAUUUGCAAGCCCGC
Molecule: messenger RNA, 4451 nt
Organism: Onychostoma macrolepis
Lineage: Eukaryota; Metazoa; Chordata; Actinopteri; Cypriniformes; Cyprinidae
Gene: ccnf
Product: cyclin F
Exons: 17
Coding region: 200-2497 (765 amino acids)
Biological process (GO): mitotic cell cycle phase transition; regulation of cyclin-dependent protein serine/threonine kinase activity
Cellular component (GO): cyclin-dependent protein kinase holoenzyme complex; nucleus; cytoplasm
Molecular function (GO): protein binding; cyclin-dependent protein serine/threonine kinase regulator activity
Source: RefSeq, a predicted model, not a curated record